Cydia strobilella is the source of this 2830-nucleotide messenger RNA. RefSeq names its product CCR4-NOT transcription complex subunit 7-like. The record is from RefSeq and is a predicted model, not a curated record. Lineage: Eukaryota; Metazoa; Arthropoda; Insecta; Lepidoptera; Tortricidae. The coding region runs from base 314 to 1171 and encodes 285 amino acids. Gene Ontology annotation, molecular function: nucleic acid binding; poly(A)-specific ribonuclease activity. Gene Ontology annotation, cellular component: P-body; CCR4-NOT core complex; CCR4-NOT complex. The transcript has 8 exons.
UGCAACUGCAAUGGCAAAUUUAAAUUAAGAUAUUUAAGUCUCAAAUAGCACUAGGCUAGUUAAUUGUGUAAUAUACAGUAACAGUGUUGAAAUUAAAAAUAUAUAUAUAUAUAAGAAACAAAGUACUUUUGCUUCAAAUAAGGUGCCCCUGGCUAAUCUAAUUGCAGUCAACAUUUUGAAAAAGGAAAGCAGCAGUUUUGCCCUUCCGAAAACGAUAUAUACAAAAGAAACAAAGUGGUGUAAUUCAUUCACUUUCAAGUUUGCGCAUCGCAAUAUUGUGCUUAUCCGCUGUUACGCUAACGUGCCAGAAGCUAUGAUUCUACAAAUGCCAACCGCUAGUUUCAGCGUUAAUAUGAAUUCAGUGAAAGAUAACUGUACAAUCAAAAAUGUUUGGAACCAUAAUCUCCAUGAGGAAUUUCGUGUUAUUCGAAAGAUCGUGCAAAAGUACCACUGGGUGGCGAUGGACACAGAGUUUCCAGGAGUGGUGGCGAGGCCUAUUGGUGAAUUCAGAUCCACAGCAGAUUAUCAGUACCAACUACUCAGGUGUAAUGUAGAUCUGCUGAGGAUAAUUCAGCUGGGGUUAACAUUCAUGGAUGAGAAUGGAAAGACACCUCCGGGUUGCACCACGUGGCAGUUCAACUUCAAGUUCAAUUUGCAGGAGGAUAUGUAUGCACAGGACUCCAUUGAUUUACUGCAGAAUUCUGGUCUUCAGUUUAGAGAGCAUGAGGAGCAUGGCAUUGAACCAUUAGAGUUUGCAGAACUGCUCAUGUCUUCAGGCAUAGUAUUAAUGGAUAACAUUAACUGGUUGAGCUUUCACUCCGGCUACGAUUUUGGAUACCUACUAAAGCUGCUGACAGAUCAAAAUUUGCCUCAGGAUGAGAAUGAUUUCUUUGAAAGUCUACGGUUGUAUUUUCCAACUGUUUAUGAUGUCAAAUACUUAAUGAAAUUAUGCAAGAACCUGAAAGGGGGGCUACAAGAGGUAGCAGAUCAGCUGGAGCUCCGGCGCGUGGGGCCGCAGCACCAGGCCGGCUCCGACUCGCACCUCACCGGCAUGGCCUUCUUCAAGAUCAAAGAGAUAUUCUUCGACGGCAACAUCGAGAGCACGAGCGGGCACCUGUACGGGCUGGGCGCGCCGGCGGGCUCCACCGACGACGCCGGCUCCACGCCGUGAACUCGACGGACGGGACGUUUGCAAUCUUAUAUUCAUCCUUAUCAUGUAUAAUAUCCUAUUUAGUCUAGAAAAUUUAUAAUUCAAUGAGCAUAUGCCUUAGACCAUAGAGCAUUAAGUAAGCAUACUGAUCGCCCCAUACGUGGCUACUCUUACUGACCGCCAUUAAUAGUAGUUUGUACGGGAGAUAUGAUAUUAAUAAAAUUGAAGCUCGUUUAAAACAGCUCAUUAAGUAAGUUUUAAGAAAGAUCACUUUUUAUACUGAUUAUUAUUAAUUUAAUAAGUUUUUUUUGCAAUGAAUGGAGUGAGCACUCGAUGCUUACUUAUUGUUCUCUAUGCUUAGGUUUAAUUCAGGCUGACUAAGCGACACUUGCACCGUCCCACUAACCCGGGGUUAAACCGUUAACCUAGUGUCAAAUUGUAAUGGUAAUUCCAGGUUCCUGGUUAACCAUGGGUUAGUGAAUGGUGCAAGUGGCCCUUAGAUAGGUAACGGAGAGUAUAAUAUGAAGCCUAUACAGCGCGUUUAGCCACAUUAAUUUAAUGCGAUGUGCAGUUUCCAUAAUAUAUGUAGUUCAUACGUUUCACCGACCGAAAUAAUAGGUUGAUCUGUGUAAAAUUAUCCUAUAUUUUUUUUAAAUAAGAUUAAUUUUUGUUAAUAACUGCGAGUCAGUGUGACAUGGCGGCUGUCAAAAACAAACGAAUAGCGAUAGAAUGGCGUUCUUGAUGUUGGGAUAUCAAAUUAAAAUAUAUAAACUGAAAUAGUUUUAAGCGCUAGCUGAACACUCCAAGUAAAUAUCAUGGUUUUUGAGAUGCCAGUACAGAUCAGAUUUUUGAUUAGUUGCGAGUAAAGGCCGAACGAAAGGCCUUCGUUGGUCCUGGUCCUGUCUGGACGAUUUAGCGAACACCAAUGAACGUUCGUUACGUUCCGGAGCACAUCCAGACUGUGGCGGCAACAUAAAUUGAAUCUGAAUAAUUCCGCCGAAUUCAGAGAGUGGAGGGUCCGCUGAAGGCCAACAAACGAACGCUCAGUUUUAUAAAAAUAGAAGAAUUGAUUAUAAUAUAAUUUAGAUUUAUUAUUAAAAUGUGUAAAUGUCCACCAGCUUUGAUCUCGUUUAUUUUUUAUUUUCCUUGUUAACUCGUUAUGGUAAAAGUCCAUUAGACUGGACUUCCGCUUGUUGUAAGUUAGGAUGGUAUUCCACCUGGACAGGUGGGAUACCACCCUUAAGCCCGUUUCACAUUUGUCUGUCGUGUCGUGUUGUGUCGUGACGCAUAUCGAUUUCAUACAUUUAAUAUGAUUGCGUGCACAUUUGUCAGACGCAGCGUGCGUGUAUUCUUUAUAAAUUGCUGUUCUGUUCUGUUUUAAUUUAAUUGAAUUUAAUUUUAAUUGUGAUUUUUUACAUUAUAAUGUGUGGACCUAUGUUGUCUUUUAAUAAACGGAUUUAUUAUUAUUAUUAUUCUAAAUGUGAACGCAACCAUAUUAAAUGUAUGAAAACGAUAUGCGUCACGACACAACACAACACGACAGACAAAUCUGAACCGCGCUUUACAAGUUUUCGUGAAAUGGGCAUCAACAUACUAGAAACAAUAAUUAUUCAAAUUGACAUUCUCCAAUUUAUGUAUUUAUACUACAAGUAAUAAAAAUCUGAGUACAAUUUAUAAUCA